CCUAAACCACUUCAUUUCAUUUCAAUCUAAUACUUCUCCGGCUAAACAGAAUCGUUGCAGAUCAAGUUCGGGAAGAAACGAAACCCUAAAACCUAACCCCGCCGAUUCGAUUCAGUCUACCGCCAAUGGACGAUGUUGUUACUUUAGCUCCGGCGGCGAACGCCGUCAAGCCAAUCGUCGUCAGUGUUAAACGCAAAGCUUUUCAUUCUCCCCUCGAUGCGUUUUGGCUGGAAAUUCAAGAGAGGCCGCUGAAGAAGCCGACGAUCGACAUUGCAAAGUUAUCAAUAUCUGGCGCUUCUUCAAGUAGAGUCGAGGAACCGGGGCCCCAGAAGAUUCUUGUACAACACCUGGAAACAGUUGAAAGCUCUGAGCAUACGUUAGACGUUCUGCGAUCUUUUAUGCCUAAUUCAUCUGGCGAGUUGAAAUCUAAAGACAUCGACGAAAAAAGAAGGCGCAGUUUAGAAAGAAGGCGUCGUUUUCCGAUUUUGAAUAAACUAGAUCAGUUAAUGAUCAAAGCAAAAGAACGCAAAGAGGGUGUGGCAAGAAACUCUCGUUUUGAGCAAAUAUGGAGAAGCAGAAAGCCGGGUACAAUUGAUACAGAAGACAAAGCUAUACAUGACAUGUGCCGACUUUAUGAAGUUAUUCGGGUUGAUAAGGAGCCUGAAAUUGAGGAGCAGCAAGAGAGCAGGAUGGAUUUGGAUGGUGACUGCAAAAUGGUGGCUGAAUAUUUGCCUCUGAUGAGGGAGAUUCUGCCAUCUGCUGCUUCGGAGAUCGAGUCUGAUAUUCAAAAUCGUAUGUUCAAAGAAGACUCUUCAGAUGAAGACGACUUCUAUGUUUAUGACUUCUAUGUCGUUAAGGAGGAUGCUAAUGUGACUGUGUCUGAUUCUGAAGUGCCAUUCCCUUUGAUUCAUGUUGAAGAUGAUUUCUAUGAUGGGCGAGACGAUUCAGAAUAUGAAACUGACGAUUCUAACGCGGAAAAUAAUAUCCGAAAUGACUAUCCCGAAGAAGAGGAGACAACUGAGGAUGAUGAGGAUGAAGUGAUGAGCAGCAGAUCAUCUGAUGAGGAAUCGGAGCGUGAGAGUAAAACGUCUGGUAGCCAAUCAGAAGAAGAGGACAAAAGUCGAAGUAAACUACACAAAGAGUACGAAGAGGAACUUGGUGACUGGUCGGACAAUGAAUAUGUGUACCGUUAAGAUGACUUGUGUCGUGACUGAGAUGAUGACUCGUUUGGUGAAUAAGAAUGGAUUGAGGUGAUUUUGUUUUGGAUUCACGUGUGUUAAUAUUUGGUUUUUAUAUGCUGGAACUGUUUUAGCCAUGCACAAUUUCGGAACAGUUGAGAAAAUAUUUUCGAAUUCUUGUCUUGAUGCGGGGAAGCCCAGCAAAACAUUCUCGGUUCGUAUAAUGCGUCGCUCCGUUCUGGAUUGA
Erythranthe guttata (spotted monkey flower) is the source of this 1425-nucleotide messenger RNA. RefSeq lists its product as uncharacterized. The record is from RefSeq and is a predicted model, not a curated record. NCBI's taxonomy places the organism in Eukaryota, Viridiplantae, Streptophyta, Magnoliopsida, Lamiales, Phrymaceae.